AUGUCCGUCGCCGCCCUUUCGAAGUCGCUGCCGAAGCCGAAAUACACGGGCGAAGAAGAAGAGCUCACACGCAGCACACGCGUGUUGACGACCGAGCAGUACGAGACACAGGUCGCAAGGAGGCAGAAUGGCCCACCUGCCUAUGGCGCCAGGAAGAACUGGCGACCGCGCAGUGCUGAAGAUUUUGGUGAUGGCGGCGCGUUCCCAGAGGUACACGUAGCACAAUACCCGCUCGACAUGGGCAAGAAGGGCGAACCAUCGAAAUCGAAUGCUAUGGUCCGCAGAGUCGAUGCUGAAGGAAAGACCAAGUACGACGAAAUCGCAAAGCGCGGACACGGCGACUCGAGGAUAGUGCAAGCGAGCUUCAAGGAUCUGAUCCCCCUGCGACAGCAAGCCGAUGCCGGACAAUUAGAUCUGGCGCGACCAAGUCAAGAAGUCGUACAAGCGACGAAGGAGAAGACGGAGCAGGCACUCAUGGCGCUGGUAGCCGGUCAGACUGCAGCACAGCGACCCAAGAACGUGCAGGGCCGCAAGAACGACGAGCCUACUUUCGUACGAUAUACACCUACCGCGCAGAUGGGCGAAGCACAGGGAAAGACGCGAAUCUUCAAGAUUCAACAACGACAGAUUGAUCCGCUUGAACCACCAAAGUUCAAGCACAAGAGGAUACCUCGCGGACCGCCGUCACCACCUCCUCCAGUCCUUCACUCCCCACCACGCAAGCUGACCGCCGAGGAUCAAGAGAUGUGGAAGAUCCCGCCUCCUAUCAGUAAUUGGAAGAAUCCCAAGGGUUAUACUGUGCCACUGGACAAGCGUCUGGCUGCAGAUGGCCGAGGCCUACAGGACGUCACUAUCAACGACAAAUUUGCACAAUUUGGCGAAGCACUCCAGGCGGCAGAUCGUCAUGCUCGCGAGGAAGUCAAACAGCGCGCAGUCAUGCAACAACGAUUGGCAGAGAAGGAGAAGCUGCAAAAAGAAGAACAUUUACGCAACCUAGCUAAGCAGGCCCGCGAGGAGCGCGCGAACGUCUCGCGCCGCCGUUCUACGAGCGACUCAGACACCGACUCCGAGGAGGAAGCUGUACGGAAGCGACAAGCAGACAGAAAGGAGCGCCGCGAAGAUUUCCAGCGCGAGCUCCGCCAAUCGCGCAUGGGCCAAGAGCGCAAGAUUCAAAUGCUUGCUCGAGAGCAGAACCGUGAUAUUUCUGAAAAGGUUGCUCUGGGUUUGGCAAAGCCCACACAGAGCGGCGAGUCGAUGUAUGACUCUCGUCUAUUCAACCAGUCCAGUGGGUUCAAUGCCGGCAUCAACGAAGACAACCACUACGACAAGCCCCUCUUUGCAGCACAGGACGCUAUCAGCAGUAUCUACCGGCCAAGCGUCCAACAGGAUGAUGGGGAAGACGAGGGCCAGACCUACGAUCGCAUCACCAAGUCCAGCAAAUUUGAAGUGUUGGGCAAGGCCAAGGAGGGCUUCAAAGGAGCUGAUUUGCAAGAAGCUCGCGAAGGACCAGUGCAGUUUGAGAAGGACACGGAUGACCCGUUUAACAUCAGCCAGAUGAUUGACGAGGUUAGAGGCGAGAAAGGAACCGAGAAGACUGGCGAAAAGCGCUUUGGUCUCCAAGAAUCAGAGGGACGGUCGGCAAAGCGCGCAAGAGUCGAUGAUGACAGCGACUGA
Molecule: messenger RNA, 1674 nt
Organism: Parastagonospora nodorum SN15
Lineage: Eukaryota; Fungi; Ascomycota; Dothideomycetes; Pleosporales; Phaeosphaeriaceae
Exons: 1
Coding region: 1-1674 (557 amino acids)
Biological process (GO): mRNA splicing, via spliceosome
Cellular component (GO): spliceosomal complex
Source: RefSeq, a predicted model, not a curated record